This is a messenger RNA of Daucus carota subsp. sativus, 1879 nucleotides long. RefSeq names its product arabinosyltransferase RRA3. Gene Ontology annotation, molecular function: glycosyltransferase activity. The record is from RefSeq and is a predicted model, not a curated record. Lineage: Eukaryota; Viridiplantae; Streptophyta; Magnoliopsida; Apiales; Apiaceae. Gene Ontology annotation, biological process: root hair cell development. The transcript has 2 exons. Bases 199 to 1530 code for a protein of 443 amino acids.
AUUUUGUCACAAAAAAUGGGCUAACACCAAAGAAAGAAAAGUAAUCAGGCAUAUAUUUUCAACAACCCCAGGAGGCAAGACCUUUCUCAGCAACAUAAACAUACAAAUUUUUCUUUCAAAUGCACCAGUGAGUUUAUACAUACACACAUAAAUACAUACAUACUAGUAUCUUAGUAUACUAGGGGUGAAAAGAGAAGAAUGAUGGCAGGGCUGGGUGGGCGUAAAGACAAGGGAUCAUCAUCAUCAUUGUCUGGAUCUAGAAGAAUUUGGGUGGCUGUUUUCAUAGGAAUAUCCAUGGGUUGCAUCUUUGCUUUCUUUUUCCCUCAUGGCUUCUUCCCCUCCUAUUCUGCUUCUCAGACUACUCACCCUCUUUCCAAAUCUAAUCUACGGACGGGAUCAUCCUCAUGUGAAUCGCCUGAGAAGAUCAACAAAUUGAAAUCUGAUAUUAUGGGGUUGUCAGACAAGAAUGUCAAGUUGGAAAAACAGGUUACCGAGCUAACUCAAAAGCUACGGUUGGCUGAUCUUGGAAAAGAUCAUGCACAAGAGCAGUUUAUGGUGUUGGGUAAACCUUAUAAAGCUGGUCCUUUUGGUACAGUCAAGAGUUUGAGAACUAACCCAACUGUAUUGCCUGAUGAAUCUGCAAAUCCUAGACUGGCCAAGAUUUUGGCAAAAGUUGCUGUCCGGAAAGAGCUUAUAGUUGUACUUGCAAAUACAAAUGUUAAACCCAUGUUGGAGAUACAGGUCACUAGCAUCAAGAAAUCGGACAUACCAAAUUAUCUGGUAGUAGCUCUGGAUGAUGCUAUAGUAGAAUUUUGUGAAUCAAAUGAUGUUUAUGUGUACAAGAGAGAUCCGGACGAGGAUGUGGACGUGAUUGCAAAGGGUGGCAGUAACCAUGCUGUUUCUGGACUUAAGUUCCGCAUCUUGAGGGAGUUUUUGCAGCUAGGUUACAGUGUGCUUCUGUCAGAUGUCGAUAUAGUAUAUUUGCAGAACCCGUUUCUUCAUAUAUAUCGCGAUUCAGAUGUGGAGUCAAUGACUGAUGGUCACAAUAAUAUGACAGCAUAUGGAUAUAAUGAUGUAUUUGAUGAACCUGCAAUGGGUUGGGCUCGAUAUGCCCAUACAAUGCGUAUUUGGGUGUACAACUCUGGCUUAUUUUAUAUCAGACCUACAAUUCCUUCAAUCGAGCUUCUCGAUCGUGUCGCUAACCGGCUUGCCAAGGAACCGAAGUCUUGGGACCAGGCUGUUUUUAACGAAGAACUCUUUUUCCCUUCAUAUCCUGGGUACAGUGGGCUUCACAUUUCCAAAAGAACCAUGGACUUCUAUCUCUUUAUGAAUAGUAAGGUUCUUUUCAAGACCGUUAGGAAAGAUAAAAAUCUGAAAAAGUUGAGGCCAGUUACUGUUCAUGUAAAUUACCAUCCGGAUAAGCUAUACAGAAUGCAAGCGGUUGUCAACUAUUAUGUUGAUGGCAAACAAGAUGCCCUGGAUAUUUUCCCAGAUGGUUCUGAGUGGGUAAGAAAUCCGAAAGGAAGCUAAGAAGAAACAAACUGAAACAAGGGAUCUUUCUCAUCAAGUAUACGCUAAGCAUACAUUAGCCCUUCCACACCUUAGUUGAAUGCACUGUUUUGACUGAUUGGUUAUACUUAACAGGGACAAUAUAUAAGUGUAUCAGCUUGUCAUUCAUAUUCACAAUUACUGAUGGGUAGAACUUACAAUUCAGAUAUGUACGGUACUUUCCACUCUUUUUUUCCCUUUCUCGGCACUGUUACGUUUUGCAUAUGAGAUUACAGGAUUUUGAUGGAGGAAAGAUUUCACUGUAACCGGCAUUGCUGGAUUUGAACCUAUUCUUAUUUUUAUUCAGAUAUGGUCUGUAUUGUUCCGCCAA